This is a messenger RNA of Paramecium tetraurelia, 5716 nucleotides long. RefSeq lists its product as uncharacterized. NCBI's taxonomy places the organism in Eukaryota, Ciliophora, Oligohymenophorea, Peniculida, Parameciidae. The transcript has 6 exons. The record is from RefSeq and is a predicted model, not a curated record.
AUGCAACGAACUCUUGAGUAAAGGUAAACCACUGAAUAAAUUAGGCGAAAUAACAAUUAAAAUAAUGCAGAUCUUCUCCUUUCAGUUUAUGAAUUAACUGCAAGGUCUUCUCUAUAAAUUGGACAAAGACCUAGAUAAUAGAGUCAAAGUAGAGAAAAAUAUAAAUUUAAAUAAUGCGAAUAAAAGAAAGUCGAUCUGAUGAGUAUAUCAUCACCAGGAAGUUAAAAAAAGCUACCUCUUUCACCUUAGUUAAAAUUAUAAUCUCCCAGAGAACCUGGCUUAAUUUUUAAUUUAAUUAGAGCAGCAAACAAUGCAAUUGAAAAUAACACUGAUGAUAAGAUCAUUCGAACCUAUAUGUAAAUUAGAACAUAAGUGGAAAUGAGAUUGGAUGUCUUAGAAUCUGCUGAUUCAUUAGCUGUGCAAUUAGAAAAGAUCAAAUAAGAAAAUGAUACCUUAAGAAAAAGAGUCAGUGAUAACAUCAAUUCACAAUCUCUAUCCAAUCUGGCAUAAUUAAAGAUGUAAUUGCAGAAAGCCGAAAAGAAAGCAGAAAGUAGAAAAGUGUGCAUCAAGAAAUUGUAUUAGUUAUUAGACAAGAGUGAAAAGGAAUUGGAAUUGUAUAAAUCAGGUAAGAAAAGUGCCAAAACAUCUUUCUCCAAAAAGAAUGAAUUGAAUGAAAUAUUAAAUGGGGCGUAUCCAAAAAACAAAGAAAAUUUCCCAGAAACCUAUGAACCCUUGUUAUUAUCUUUAAUUAAGGAUCUAGAUUAGAAGAAUUAUGAGGCUAUUGAAAAUCUAUCAAAGAACAAUAGUUUGAAUGGAGACAUCGAAAAUGAGAAGAGCACUCUCAUCCAAAAUUCAUUAAAAUCCUUUAAGCAUAUGUGUGAAUAAAAGGAGGAGAUUCUCAAAUAUUCUGCUCAAAUCUGUGAGAAUAAUCAAGAUUUAUGGAAGAAGUUUCUAGAAAUUGAUUUAACAUGUUAAAAAUAGAUUUCUACUCUUCGAUAAGCUAUAUCUGAAUUAGAAACUAAUAUUAAAUCUUAUUAUUAAUAUUUAAAUAAGAUUGGUCACCACUCAGCAUUAAAAUUCCAAGACGCUUAUUAAUUUUAAGGAGUUAUUGGUGAUAGCAUAGCAAAAUGGCUGAAAUAAUUAGGUGAAAUCUAGGAAAUCAUUAAUUAAAGAGAAUCUGAAUAAUAUGAGUUUUAAUAAUUUCAAGAAACUCUUGUAAUGAGAUUGAAAGAGAUCAUCCAAAAUAAUAAGAUAGUCCAUAAAUAAAAUGAUUUUAAGGGGUUACUUGAUGCCAUUAAUGAUAAAUUAUUCAACCAAUCUGAGGAAAUAUUAAUAAUUAAUAAAGAAUUAAAUAACACUCAUAUUAAAGCCAAGCAAUAGAUAGAAGAAAUAUAAAGUAAAUAUAAGUUAGAAUUUUAAAAUUACGAAUUGCAGCUCAAAAAUUAUAAAGAACUUCAUGAUCAACUUUCUAACACUAAUAAGGAAUUAUUGCUUAAGAGCGAAAGCCUAUAGAAUGAAUUUAACAGAUAAACCUAAAUCAGUGUAUCUGCAUUAUAAAAUAAACAAUAGGAAAUUUUAAAUCUAAAUGAAUAAACUAAAAAACUAAAAGAAGACAUCACUAAAUCAUAAGAACUCAAGUUGACAUACAAUGAAUAACAAACAUAAAUUAGUUAAUUAAAAAAAGAAAUCGAAAGAUUGAAUUAAGUUAUUUUAUAAAACUAAUUGAAAUCAUCUUAAUAAGAAGAAAGUCAAUUAACAAUAAUCGAAUAGAAUAAAUCAGAAAUUACAAGACUGCAUUAAUUAAUUAUUGAUCUUCACAGCCAAAUAGAGUAAUCAGAUAAUUAGAUAUCCUUACUAACAGAAGCUGAACAGAUACUAAAGGAUAAAAUUAACAAAGACAAUCUAUUAUUUUAAGAGAAGCUUAAAAAAUUGUAAGAAAUCAUUUCAAAUAAAGAAAUUGAGCAUAGUGCAUUGGAGGAAGAAUACAAAGCUAUUUAAUCAUAAAAUAUUGAAUUUUAUUCUCAACAGCAAUAAGAUUAAGAUACAAUUAAACUGAUGAAAAAAGAUUACCAAAAGAAUUAAGAAUAGUAUGAACAAAAGAUUAACGAAUUCAUUAAAUUAUCUGAAAAUUAAUUGAAUGAAAUUAAAGAUCUAUCUGAGAAAUAUUAAUAAACUGAAAAUGAAAGAAGAAACUAAGAGGAAAGUAUCUCCAAACUCAAAAAAGAAUUACUUAAAUAAACUAAUGAUCAUUAAAAGUAAGUUAAGAUUUUGCAAGAUUAACACAAAUAAUCAUAAGAAAUAUUAUAAUAGAAAUUAUAAUCUUUUGAAAGACUAAAUGAAUAAAAUUAAAUGAUUAUUGGUGAAUAAAAGAAACUAUUAAAUGAAUCAUAAAUAUAAUUAUAGAGAGCCAAUUUAGAGAAUGAGACAUUAUUAUAAAAUAAUAGUGAAUCAAUGCAAUCAAUAAAAGAUUAGUAUGAAUUGUAAGCAUUAGAAUUGAAUUAGACAAAGUAAGUUGUGCUUGAUCAAUAGGAAUUGAUCUAAAAUUAAUAAUUAUUAUAUCAUGAUGCAUAACAAGAAUGCUCAAAAUAUAAGAAAUACGUAGAACAAUAGGACAAUAUCAACAAAUAAAACCAAUCAGAAUUGAAUAAAACAAUAUAAGAUCAAACAGCUCUAAUAAACUAAUUAAAAUCUAAUCUUGAAGUCCUUGAUAAAAAGUUAAUGGAAAAGAAUAUGUCAACAGAAUAAUUAUAUCAAGCUUUAAGUGCAACUUAGAAUCAACUUGAAUAAUUGAAAUUGGAAUCAACACAACUUAACAAUAAUAUCUAGCAAUAAUAAUAAACUAUAGAGAAUUUGAAAUCUUAGUUAUUAAAUGAAUAGGAACAGCAUGAAACAUUAUUAUAACAAAUGCAAAAUUAAUUGUAAUAAGUUUAAGAAUAAAACAAUUAAGAAAAAGAAUCUAAAUUACUAGAAAUUAGUUAUUAAAUCUAAGAUUUGUAGAACUAACUUUAAUAAUAAAAAGAAUAAUAUGAAAAAGUUAUUGAAUAGCAUUAAAAUUAGAUCAAAAAUAAUUAGGACAACUUAGAUUUAGAGCUAUAAUAAAAAGAAAAUUUGUUGAAUCAAAUUAAUUAAUAAAUGUAAUAAUAAAUUUAGAAGAAAGAGGAAGAGAAGUAGGGUUUACUUGAGUAGCUCUCAACUUCCGAAAACAAAAUAGCUUUAUUAGAAUAAAAAAAUAAAGAUAUUUACUCAUAGUCAUCAUCCAAUCAACAAUUAUAUAGGUAAUUAAUUCAAUAGUUAGAAACACUUUAAUAGGAAUCUUAAAAUGAAUAGUAGAAAUGGAAAGAAUAACUUUAAUUGAAGGAUGAAAAAAUUAGAACAAUAGAAAUUAAUUAUAAAUCUGAAAUUGGUAAAUUAAAUGAUCAAUUCAAAUAAAUAAAUGAAAAGAGAAAUUAAAUAGAAUAAGACUAACUUAAAAUGAUUAAUGAAGAAUAAAUAAAAGAACAAGAAGUAUUACAAUUAAAAGAAUAAUUAAAAUAAAAAUAAAAUGAAGUUGAUUAAAUUGAUAAGUUAUUAAAUGAAAAACUAUUAGAUAAUGAAGAAUUGAAUGGAAAAUUGAUGUUGAUUUCCAAAGAAGUGAGUCUUUAUAAAGAUUAAAAUUAAGAUUUAUAAUAAUAAAUAUUUGGAUAAUCAGAAUUAAAUUCAAAAACAAUAAGUAACUUAAAUUAGAAGAUUGAAGAAUAAAACAAAUUAAUAGCUCAACUACAGAUAUAAGUGAAAGAUCUUGAAAGCUAAAUGAAUUUAUAGUUAAGUGAAAUGGUUUUGCAAUAAUAAGAUUUAGUUAAAAAGUAAUAAUAACAAUUAGAGAACAAUUAUAAUGAGUUAAAUGGAAUAAAAAAUUAGUUCUCGGAUUUAUAAAAUAAAAAUGCAGAACAAUUGAAACAAAUAGAAAUAUUGCAAGAAGAUAUAAAAAAGAAAGAAAAUUAAAUAAAAGAUCUCCAUAAUUCAGUGGAUUAAAAAUAGGAGGCUAUUGACAACAUAAAUGAUGAAAAUAAACUGAAAUAAAUAGAAAUAGAUAAUAUGUUUAAUCUAUUAAAAGAUCGAGAUUAAGAAAUUUAAAAUCAAAUUUAAAUAUUAAGUAACCAAAAAAAGUUACAGGAGAAAUUGGAGCAAGAAUUUGAUGAAAAACUAAUUAAUUUAAGUUAAUCAAAUUAGGAAUAAACUGAAUUAAAACAGUUAAUACAAUCCAUGUAAGCUGAGAAGGAAAAAGUAACAGAGGAAUUGUAAUAGAAGAAUGUAAAUUUGGUUGAAACCCUAAAAAAUCAAUAAAUAACUUAUCAAUAAUUGAAUGAUUAAUUAUUAUCUAAAGAGAAAGAGACAUAAGAAUAAGGCAUUUUAAUUGAAUAAUAUUAGUAAUAAGUAUUGCAAUUAAACGAAUAACUGACUAUGAUAAUGGAAGAAAAGUCAUAAUUGAAUUUGAAGAUUCAUUAAAUGAGAACAAAUAUUGAGAAAAUUUAAUAAGACUUAGAAAUUAAAAAUAUUUAAGUAUAAAAUUGUGAUUUGACAGCAGAGAAUCAGAAGUAGGAAUUGGAGAGUUAAAUAAAUGAACUUGGAAAUUAAAAUAGGGAAUUGGUCAUGAGAUUGAGUGAAUUACAAGAGGAGAAUACUGAUUUAAUAGAAGAAGUGAGAAGGAGGGAGAAUGAAUAUAGAUUAAAGAUUUUUGAGAUUGGGGAGAAGAAUCGAAUUGAAAAUUAGGAAUAGAACAAAAUUAAUUAGAUUUUAUAAUAGGAGUUAUCUAUUUAGGAGGUAAGUGAGGAGAAUGUUAUAAAUGCAUUAACUUAAAUAAAGAAUGAAUUUUAAGAAUUAUUAGACAAGUAAUCUUAAUAUUCAACAUUGAUAUUUUAAUUAUAUUCUGAAUUAUUGACAGAGGAUGAAGAAGAAGAUGUUGAAAAGUAGAUAUAGGUGAUUAGUAAUUAAAUAGUUGGAUUAAUUGAUGUUCGAGAUAAAUAUAAGAAAAUACAAAAUGAAUUCGAAGGAGAAGGUGAUAUUCUCAUGAAAAUUAAGGAGUUGAAGUAGAGUGAAUAGAAGAAGUAAAGCAAUAAUGUAUAGGAUGUAAAAUCAAUAGAGGCUUAUUCGUAAUUAUUGGAUGGACUUAUGCAAGAAUUCUUACAUAAUAGAGUUAAUUUGACUAUGCAAUCUAUGAAAUCCUUAUUGACAGAGCAACAAAGACAAAAUGUUAAUGAAUAUAGAAAGAAGAUUGGGGAAAUAUAGAAUAAGUUAUUGUAAGCAGAAAAAUAAUAAAAAUGCAUUGAUGACACAAAAUUCAAUUUAUAACAAUAUUAAUAGAUUGUCGAUAAAUCAGAAUAAAAAGCUAUGUAUUACGAGAUGGAAUGCAAGAAGUUAGUUUAAUAAAUAUAGGAGAUGAAAUAAAACUUGCCUCAGAGAAUGAGUUUUAAUGAUUUGGAUUAAGAUCAGUCAGAGCAACAUAGUUUAAAUAUUUUGAAUUUUUCAUUAAGACAGGAAAUCUUAUAUGGAGAUGACUCAUUUUUUGAUAACAUUAGUUAAAUUUAGGAUGAAGAUGUACAUAAGAAAUGCCAGCAAUAAAUUUUUCACUUAGUUGAAGAAUGCUAGUUAUUGCAGGAAUAAUUAAAUAUGUAGAAGGAGGACAAGAAUAUUGAAAUUAAAUGAUAUAUUUUUUAUAAUAGUAAUUUACUUGAUUAAA